Pecten maximus is the source of this 4054-nucleotide messenger RNA. RefSeq names its product splicing factor 3A subunit 1-like. Gene Ontology annotation, molecular function: protein binding; RNA binding. The record is from RefSeq and is a predicted model, not a curated record. Bases 84 to 2417 code for a protein of 777 amino acids. Gene Ontology annotation, cellular component: U2-type prespliceosome; U2 snRNP; catalytic step 2 spliceosome. Lineage: Eukaryota; Metazoa; Mollusca; Bivalvia; Pectinida; Pectinidae. Gene Ontology annotation, biological process: regulation of alternative mRNA splicing, via spliceosome; mRNA cis splicing, via spliceosome. The transcript is spliced from 18 exons.
CGGCCUUGACCUUUUUGCUAAGAAGCACCUUGCUGGCGUUCAUCGGUUCGGUUUAGAGUUGGAAUUGAAAGAAAUUACGGACAAUGCCGCCCAUUGAGGGUACCCCGAUGGCGGUUGUGCCAGAUGUUAGCUCAAACGAAGAAGCUGCAGUAGCUAAACCAGUCAUCGGAAUAAUUUAUCCACCUCCUGAAGUGAGGAAUAUUGUUGAUAAGACGGCCAGCUUCGUAGCCAGAAAUGGUCCAGAGUUUGAGAGCAGAAUUCGUCAGAAUGAAGUCAAUAAUCCUAAGUUCAAUUUUUUGAACCCUGCUGAUCCUUACCAUGCCUACUAUCAACACAAAGUCAAGGAGUUCAAGGAAGGCAGAGGACAAGAACCUACAGCUCCCAAGUUUGGUGGUCAGUCAAUGCCAGGACUACAGAAGCCUAUGUUGGAGCAGGCCCGGAUCAUUGAUAUCCCUAUCAUACCCACAGAACCACCACCAGAGUUUGAGUUUGUUGCUGAUCCUCCGUCUAUUUCAGCUUUUGACCUGGAUGUAGUCAAGUUGACUGCCCAGUUUGUUGCCAGAAAUGGACGCCAAUUCCUUACCAAUCUGAUGAACAGAGAGCAGAGGAAUUAUCAGUUUGACUUCCUCAGACCACAGCACAGUCUCUUCAAUUACUUCACCAAACUUGUGGAGCAAUAUACCAAGAUCUUAAUUCCUCCAAAAGACUUGCUCGAACAGCUCAAGUCCGAGAGUGAUGACUAUCACAAGGUGCUGAACCAAGUGAAGUACCGCGUGGAGUGGGCCAAGUACCAGGAGAGGGAACGAAGGAAGGAAGCAGAAGCUAUAGAGAGAGAAAGAGUGGCCUACGCCCAAGUUGACUGGCAUGACUUUGUAGUGGUAGAAACAGUGGACUUCCAACCCAGUGAACAAGGUAACCUUCCACCUCCGACCACACCCUCAGAAGUGGGAGCUCGUGUGCUGGCCCAGGAGAGAAUAGACAGAGGAGAGGUGGAUGAGGGAGAAGAGAUGGAGGUGGAGUCCGACGAUGAAGACGAAGUGGAGAUAGAGAAGAAUGUUGGAAAGGCAAGACAGGGAGAGAUAGAGCUACAGGACAUGGAUGAGUCUUCGUCAUCCGACGAGGAUGAAGGAGAAGACUUACGGGAAGUUGCCCCACCUCGGCCUCCGGCCCCUGCCCCUCCACCACCCCCACCACCCAGCGAGAUACCAGCCCCACCCCUCCCACCUAUGCCAGAUCAGGUGGUGGUUAGGAAAGACUACGACCCUAAAGCCAAGGCCCUGCCACCAGAUGAUACAUCGGACCAGUUCCUGGUGUCACCUAUCACUGGCGAGAAGAUCCCAGCCCACAAGGUCCAGGAACACAUGAGGAUAGGUUUGUUGGAUCCAAAGUGGAUCGAGGCACGUAAGAGGACCAUCACAGAGAAACGAGACCAAGAGGAGGUGUUUGCUCCAGGGUCGGCCAUCGAGAGCAGUCUGAAAAUGUUGGCAGAGAGACGUACUGAUAUCUUCGGUGCUGGUGUAGAGGAAACCCAAAUUGGUAAAAAGAUUGGUGAGGAGGAAAAGAAGGAGAAAAAAGUUGUGUGGGAUGGACACACAGCGUCCAUGGAGAAAGUCACACAGAAGGCUCGGGAGAAUAUCACCAUAGAGGAGCAGAUCGCUGUCAUACACAAAGUCAAGGGGCUCCUGCCAGAUGAGGAGAAGGAAAAGAUUGGGCCUGCCAUACCCAAACAGCCUCCACCACCAAAAGCUGCACCACCCCCUCCCCCUCCGAAGUCUCAGCCGCCACCACAGAUUCCCAAGUCAGCACCUGUACAGAAGAUGCCUCUCCGGCCGCCACAACAGCACAUGCCACAGCCUCUGAUGCAACAGCCUCGUGGUGGCCUGAUGGUGCUGCCACCAAGGCCACCGAUGCCACUAGGAAUCCAUCCUCAGAUGCACAUGCCACAACAUAUGAUGCCUGGCCCCCAUGGGCCUCCUCAUCCCCCAAAUUAUCCUCCCUCUCUGAUGGGCAACAGACCUCCUGGUCCCCCACACAAGAGUCACCACCCUCCGCCACCCUCAAUGGAGGACGAACCUAUGGCGAAAAAACAGAAAACGGAGGACCAACUUGUUCCAGAAGGAGAAUUUCUCAAGAGGAACAAGGGACCAGUCACCUUCAAAGUGGUCAUCCCAAAGGUCACCGAGAAGGCCGAAUGGAAGCUAAAUGGUCAGACAUUGUCCUUCACACUUCCUCUCACAGACACGAUCUCGGUAAUGAAAGCCAAACUGAACGAGAGUCUAGGGCUCCCAGCAGGAAAGCAGAAGCUACAACACGAGGGAAUUUUCAUGAAGGAUUCCAACACUCUGGCUUACUACAAUUUCUUGAAAGGAGCUACUGUUCAACUACAGUUAAAGGAAAGAGGAGGACGAAAGAAGUAGAAAAGUCCUCUACAGGAAACCAGUGCUUGUUUUCCAAACCAGGAUCCUAUUACGCAGUCUGGACCGCAGUUUUAGUAUAAAUAGAUGAGGGGAUAUUGGGAUACAUAUGCCAACAAAAGGCAUGUAAGAUAUGAUGUAAUUUUAAAUUAGAGGGAUAUUGAUAAUAAUUUAAUGUGAAAAUGAAUAUCUUUAAAACAAGAACUUUAUAUGUUGCUGAUAUAUAUACUGUAAAUGUGGUUAUUUUUGUGGGUGGUUAAUUUUGCGAUUUUUAUAUGUUAACUAUACCCAUAGGGGUGAUUUUCUCAAUCAAUCCAUCUUCGUUUGUAGUUCGAGACUACGCAAUUUGAUAUCAAAAUGAUGCGCAUGAAGGAAAUUUUCGUGAUCACAAGGACUCCGCGUUAUUAGCAAAAAUUUCCCGCACGCAUAAAUUUCAAUUUUUACAGUAGCUAUAAACAUGAUACUCUUACUAUCAGAACCCGACAUUUAGAUUUCACUCUACGUAUGUAGUAUUAUACAUGUGUAUAAUAUACAUUGAUGUUUGCUAUGUACCUGUAUAGAGGACAUUCUGGGAAAUAAGUUCAAUACAUACAAAUUAUCCUUUUGGUAUGCAUUAUUUCGUUUAUAAAUAUUAACAAUUCAUUGAUUUGUUAUAGUAGCUGAAUAUAUAGAAAAAAGUUGAUGAUAGGAGACUUUAAAUACCUAGGACCCAGCUUAGGUUUUGGGAUGUAAAUUCAUACCAAAUCUUAUUUAUUUUGGGUUAUCUGUAUGUGAUGGUAAAAUUGUUUGAAUAUUGACAGAAUUCUGUAUUUUUCAUUCAGAAGGACAGAAUAACAAUUAAGAUAUUUUGUUAUUAUAAUUAUAUUUUGUUUAUUUACAUUGUCCAAAGUUAGGUUACACGGCAAAGUAGUACUGUUGGUAGACUUAAUUUAUCUUUUGUAAAACUGAAUAGAAUAUUAAUUACUUUGUAUAUUAAAAUCCCUGGAUGUUUUGUAUCUCAUAUGUUUCAAAAGGAAUAAAUAAGACUUUAUCCAACUGUUUUUUCCCCCAAAACUUUGAAGAAGUUAUGAAUUGACAUAACGUGUCAAAAUCUGUUAAUGGUAUAGGUUACGGAGGAUGUCUUGCCUAAUUUAAUGCAUAGACACCAAGCUUAAUAUUCCAUCUACACAGCCAUUUGAAUAAUAAAUGUAAGUGUGUAAUUUAUGAGAUAUACUCACAAUGACCGCCCAAUAGAUGUGUACCUUGGCAUAUGUUUGUGGAACCUUGUUAGUUUUGUGUACAUGACUUGAUACGUAGGUACAUCAUGAAAAGGCGUUGUAAAUAAUGAUUAUCUGUGUAUUUUACCAAAUAUAGUUGCAUCAUUGUCUGAUUUGAGUUUGCUCUUUGACCUUGAAUUCCACUUUAGAUAUGCAUGUUUCCGAAACAUAUUUCAGCCACUGGACAUACUUAUGUAUAUAUGAAAAGAUGCUAAAAAUCCAUAAACUGUGACCACUAUUUGACCGUUACAUGGUCAGCUACCUGUUACUUAAAUUCACAUGAUAUAAUUAAUAAGAGAUAAAAAAGAAAUCCUCACCCCCUAGAUUUCAUUAUAUCUUUGCUUAUCUUGUGGCAUUGUAAAUAAAUAAAAUGAUUGGACAUUG